AGAGUCCCACAGUUAGUAUCCAUAAGUGAAAGUGUCCAACACGGGACACCAUAAUUUAUCAGUUUGCAACACUCCCAAGUUUCUCUACCUUGCCCUUCUCACCAAUUAUUAUUUCAGACAGCUGUGAAGAGAGGCUUGCUUUGUAGUUUUCUUUUUCUUUGUAGCUUCCAGGGCAGCACGACCUCACAGUUGAGGAGACGACCCUUUUCUCGUUCGAGUGCAAGCGACUUUAAAGGCGAUACGAGGCUUGACAGUUGCUCUUUUUUCUUAUAUCAUCACACGCAAGUCGCGCUUUUUGCUCACCUCGCGCUUGGCCAUGCUGACUGUCUCUUUGCCAGGAUAAUUUAAAAAUUCUACAUUUCUCGGCCCUGGUAAUUAGAACGUGAUGAUGUCAACUCGUUGUGCCGCAAUUUUCUCAAAAUUUGCAGCACAAUUUAAGUACUUAAAAGUACUUACCGGGAGCAUUGGGAUUGUGCGUAAAGCCGAUGCCCUCCGCUAUUUCUGUCAGCCGUUCCAAAUACUGCAGAUCACGCUCUUUUAGAAGCGAGUUGAGCGCAAUCAUGGUUAACAACACUUCGGAGAAUGAACUGGAGCUUUUUGAAGGAUAUCGCGCACAAUCAGGGAGUCACGCUCGCAGAGGAAACCCAUGGCGGUGGGUUCUUUGUGUUCUCGUCGUGGUGAUACUGCUUGUUGUUAUGGGGACUCUAAUGGCGAUGUUUGGUCCUGGAAGUAAAGACUUGAAGUAUCACGACCGCGAGGUCUGUGAAGGAACAGAGAAGGAUAAAGUACAGUCUUCAAGACGUAAUUUGCAGUGCGACGUAGCCAUUAUCGGAGGAGGUUUAUCAGGAUUGUACAUGGCUGAAACACUCUUGAGAAAAAAGAAAGAGACAAGCGUUUGUGUUUUUGAGAAAGAGGAUCGAUUUGGUGGCAGGAUAUUUGAUUACUGGUUUCCUCAAGCCCCUGAUAUAAGUGUUGGUAAAGAACUACUUAGUAGUAAGCAACAAAAGAACGAACGAGCGAGCGGGCAAAGGAAGGAACGAACGAGCGCUAGAGCGAGUGAGUGGGCACACGAACGCACGAACGUUCGACCGACCGACCAACCGACCAAACGAACGAACGAACGAACGAACGAUGUCUUGUGAGACACAAAAGUGUUUUGAUGCAGAAAACAGCACGACGUG
This is a messenger RNA of Orbicella faveolata, 1181 nucleotides long. Its product is annotated as achacin-like. Gene Ontology annotation, molecular function: oxidoreductase activity. NCBI's taxonomy places the organism in Eukaryota, Metazoa, Cnidaria, Anthozoa, Scleractinia, Merulinidae. The record is from RefSeq and is a predicted model, not a curated record.